AAAUAAUCUCAACCAUUCAUUUUAAAAAAUUAUGAUAGUUAAAAAUAAUAAAACUACAUUAGAAUCAUCUCAAAGUAUCAAUAUUAGUCAAAUGUAAAAAUGAUGUGCAUAAAUAAUGCAAAAGUUAUAAAGGGACACUUAAAAAAUUUGGAAGGAAUAUUACGUAACAAAAAAAAGUAGAUAACGCCCCACGGCUUUAUUGCUACUAACACAUCCAUCCAGCUAAACUUGCAGCUGUUUCACCUUCAUCCUCCACAACUUCAGACCAUGACCUUCCCCUGUAAUCCUUCUUUCUACCAGCUGUUUCGCCUUUGUCGUCCUCCUUUUUCUUACCUAUAUAUACGUAUCCGCCAUUCGAACGUAACAUAUCAAUUUUCACUAAUCAUUUCCUAGUCCACUUUUUUUCAUUUACUAAUAUACAAUAUGGCUGCUACCAAAACACAAGUUAGUCUUUUGUUGUGUACACUCUUGAUCAUUGCUUCUUCAUUUGUCGUAGUCUCGGCGGCUGGAAACUUCCACCGAGACUUCCACAUAACCUGGGGUGAUGGUCGGGGUAAGAUUCUUGAGAAUGGCCAACAACUUACUCUUUCACUAGAUAAAACCUCUGGUUCUGGAUUUCAGUCCAAAAACGAGUAUUUGUUCGGUAAAAUUGAUAUGCAGCUUAAACUCGUCCCUGGAAACUCUGCUGGUACUGUCACUGCUUAUUACUUAUCAUCACAAGGACUAACUCAUGAUGAGAUUGACUUCGAGUUCUUAGGAAAUGUCUCUGGUCAACCUUAUACUCUUCAUACCAAUGUCUUUAGCCAAGGUAAAGGAGGAAGGGAACAACAAUUUCACCUUUGGUUUGAUCCUACUGCUGAUUUUCAUACAUAUUCUAUCCUCUGGAAUCCCCGAAGAAUCAUAUUCUCUGUCGACGGAACAGCCAUCAGAGAGUUCAAGAACUCUGAGUCAAUUGGAGUUCCAUUCCCAAAGAGACAGCCAAUGAGAUUAUACUCGAGUUUAUGGAAUGCAGAUGACUGGGCUACGCAAGGCGGGAGGGUGAAGGCAGAUUGGUCAAAAGCACCAUUCACUGCAUCAUACAGGAACUUCAAUGCCAAUGCUUGUGUUAUGGGAAGGGGUAGAUCAACGUGCAGCACACGUUCAACCACCGCGACUACUGGUAAUGCCUGGUUGACACAAGAGCUUGAUAACGCGAGUCAUGCUAGGAUGAAAUGGGUGCAGAAGAACUACAUGAUUUACAAUUAUUGCACUGACUUAAAAAGGUUUCCUCAAGGCCUUCCUAAGGAGUGUACCACAACUUCUUAGACUGCUUAAAACUAUAUACCUUAUAUUUCAUUCAAUUAAUUAUAUUCUUUGAUUCGAUUUUAUUUAUAUGUAGCAACUAGCAAGUACUAUAAGCUAGAAUUUUCCACUUUUAGUUAAGUUGUAAUAUAGCAUUAUCAAAUCAUGUUAUGAUUAAUAGAAGCAAAAAUCUUUGGUUUAAUCAAA
Messenger RNA from Chenopodium quinoa (quinoa), 1488 nucleotides. Its product is annotated as probable xyloglucan endotransglucosylase/hydrolase protein 23. The transcript is spliced from 3 exons. Gene Ontology annotation, molecular function: xyloglucan:xyloglucosyl transferase activity; hydrolase activity, hydrolyzing O-glycosyl compounds. Lineage: Eukaryota; Viridiplantae; Streptophyta; Magnoliopsida; Caryophyllales; Amaranthaceae. Gene Ontology annotation, biological process: cell wall biogenesis; xyloglucan metabolic process. The coding region runs from base 424 to 1305 and encodes 293 amino acids. Gene Ontology annotation, cellular component: cell wall; apoplast. The record is from RefSeq and is a predicted model, not a curated record.